Menidia menidia (Atlantic silverside) is the source of this 3222-nucleotide messenger RNA. The record is from the annotation of a GenBank genome assembly. NCBI's taxonomy places the organism in Eukaryota, Metazoa, Chordata, Actinopteri, Atheriniformes, Atherinopsidae.
AUGAGGCUGACAGCCCUUUGCGUGUGUGGGACCCUGCUAGCGUUCUCGAGCCUGUCCCGGGCCGCGGCGGGCCGGGACGCCCCCCCGGAGGACGGGGAGCCGGGGCCCUGCGAGGCCACCCUGAGGCCUGGGGGGGCGUGCGGCCCGGGGCAGCGCGGGGGGUCCUGCCCUUACCUGUUCAGCCUGCCGCCCCUGACCCUCCACCUGCCACUGCAGCUCAGGGAGCUGGAGAAGAUCACGCAGGACCUGGAGAGGCUCAAGGAGAGCGUGGACCAGCUGAGGGAGAUGUGCGCGGACUGCAAAGUAAGUCAAACUUACGGGAGAGAGUGCGGGAGGCAAAAAGAAGGGGAGCGCGAGAGACUCGGCACAGGUGGAGGAGCAGGUGAGGACGGGAGGGAGUGGAUGAAUGAGAGGCUGGACGAGAAGGAUUUAAGAAAGGAGUGUGGAAACGCUGGUGGUCAUGCGGUGGAAGAAAAAGACUUGAAAGGGGAAGCUGAUAGAAAAAGCAAUACAAAAGUCGUAAAAGAAAAUGAGGAGGAGGAGGAAACUUGGACUGUGGCAGAAAAAGACGCAAUAACAAAGACAGGGAGUGAAAGAGAAAAAGGCCCUUCGGUCCAGAGAAAAGUACCGGCUUCUGGUGCAAAUGAGAGAAUUGAUGAUGCCAUGAGAGAAAAAUCUAACCAGAACUCUGAUACUAACAGCAAUAAAACUGAUGCUGGGGAGGAGAAUUCAAAUAGACACCAAGAAGAUAAGUUGAUGACUACUGUGGAAAAAAAGAGGAAAACAGAAGAAAGUGGAACUCACGAAUGGAGAGAUGAGACAAAUAGCAAUGAGAAAAAGACUCAACCUGAAUUCAGUGAUAGAAAAAAGCUGUUUGAGAACCAUGGAGAGUAUACAAAUAAGGAGCCCAGACUGCGCGGGGAGGAGAUGGAAGAGGGAAUAAAAGUGCACCGAAAUAAUGAGAAACCAAAACAGACUGUGACGACAGGGUGGGCAGAAAAAGAGAGCGCCAUAAAAGAGGGGCAGCUGGAUGAGGAGGGCAGAGAACGGGGGACGGAGAUCAAAACAGAGAGCGAGCAGAGAGACGGCGAUGGAGAAUCUUCCACCGGCAGAGCGACCCAAAGAGCGGACUCUUCCCCAAUUAGCCCAACGGCUCGCUCGAACAAAGCCACAUUCUUUUCAUCAUUUGUUCCACUGCCUUCUCUCGUCAGCCCCACUUUAAGCUCAAUCGCAGAUGUCCCUCGUGACACAAUAGGUGUUUAUGGACCAACCCAAAGCACAAGUCUUAAAGCAGCUGGGUUUUCCGAGCCCCGGAGCCCUGGUGGAGAGCUGACCACGGUGGGUGGCCGAGCGGAGCAGAUAACGAGCAUCACCGCCAGAUCUGACUCUGCGUCCAAAGUCAGACCGGGGUCACAAGGUCACUUCAGCUCCACCACGACAACUCCAAAAAUCACCACUCCUCAUCUGAAUCUGUACGUCACUGCGUUUUCUGAAGCAGCAGAUUCCAGUCGCUCGACACCCAAAACGAACGUGAGCUCAAAGACCAAAACCGGAGUGAAACCGCUGCCAGGUAAAGGGCCAAAGCCCGGGGAGAGGCGCAACCAUGGAGACAGCCCCGAAGCGGAGCAAACGCUGAAAAAUGCCAAGAAUGUUCUAUCUGUGCCGGACAGAGCCCCGAAGGCCGAGUCCAACAAAACGUCAAUACUGGAGCCUCCCUCUCCAUACGGAGCUGUCGGGCCUGGAGCAAAGCCCAUUCCGAGGCCAAAACUAGCAGAGCAGCCGGAGCCAAAUCAAAAGACCAAAACAUAUUCGGAUCCAGCUCAAGUCGGCUGGGCGACUUUAGACCCCGUCCAAAACUCUCAAACCAACGUGCCACCUACAUCUGGCCUCGUAAAACGGAUAGCGGGAACGACUCGCUCCCCAGAGGACGCGGGGCUGGGUGCCGGCGUGAGGAAAGGCGUCGCUCCCGCUCCAAAGACCUCCAACAGCCCGGAGGCUGCAUUCGAGGACUCCACGUUGAGCCCUGACAGCGGGAUGGCGUCUGAUCUGAGGCCACAAACAACCGCCCGGCCAUCAGCCAUCCCAACGACGGCAAGACCAAACAGAAUCCACCUCCCAACUGUUAUUAGUGGCACGAGUCCAGCAUCCACCCGGCCAGGCCUCCGUCCUCACUCUCCCUCCAGCACACACGCCGAGACGCUUCAUAAUAUGAAAGACAAAACCCCGUCCGCGACAGCGGUCCCUUCCCCCGGCCCCCAAACCGCCUCCAAACUCCUCCCCGACUUCAGGCCGCUGACCCCUGCCACCUCCAGCCCCGAGCCCCCGGCGGCCGAGCCGUCCACUCCGGGCGCGCGAGAGCUGCGGGUCAAGAUCAACCAGGUGCCCGCGUUCCCCGACAACAGGGGGGGGCCAGAGGAGCAGCCCGGGGGGCCCCUGCCGGGCCCCGACAAAGCCAACGGCAAGCUGCCAACCAUAGUUAAAAACUCCGGGGACUUUAACCUGCAUCACGCCAUUUGUGGAGUGAGGAGAGACUGUUCAGACCACCUCCGGAGAGGAGAGACGAAGAGCGGGGUUUACCUGGUGACCCCUGACCUCCGCAGCAGGAGCUUCCCGGUGGUCUGUGACAUGGAGCGGGACGGUGGAGGAUGGACCCUCCUGCAGCGCCGCCAGGACGGCAGCGUGAGCUUCGACCGCACCUGGGCGGAGUACCAGUCCGGCUUCGGAAACCUGGACGGCGGAGAAUUCUGGCUGGGGAACAACAAGAUCCACUGGCUGACCCGCGACCGCGACAUGGUGCUGCGCGUGGAGCUGGAGGACUUCAACGGGGUGGCGGAGCAUGCGCAGUACGACCAGUUCCGAGUGGCCGGCGAGCGGCUGCGCUACAGGCUGACGGUCGGCGGGUACUCCGGCACCGCGGGAGACGCUCUGCGCUUCAGCAAAACCUACGACCACAACAACAGGGCGUUCACCACCCCGGACCGAGACCACGACCGCUAUCCGUCCGGGAACUGCGGGGCCUACUACAGCUCCGGCUGGUGGUUCGACGCCUGCAUGGCUGCGAACCUCAACGGAAAAUAUUACGUCGGGACGUAUAAAGGAGUCCGGAACGGGAUUUUCUGGGGCACAUGGCACAACAUCUCCACAGAGUAUUACCCCACCAACGAGAGGCAGUCCUUUAAAACAGUCAGAAUGAUGAUCAGACCCAAAGGCUUUGCGCCGUGA